AUGCAGUUUCACGACCUUAGCGUUAAUGAAACUGCAAGAACUCCCUGUGUCGACCAGAGCACGGAGAGUGAUGCCAUUGACUUCGAUAGUUGCGAUGGCAUGCGCCAGGCAGUGUUCUAUUGUCGUUUGUCUCAACCUAGUUUUGUCAUGCAGUAUAUCCAACAAUUAAUCCGCAGAGAUAGAAAGAACGUAGAUGAAAUUUUAACGGCUCCUGAGGGUCAGGAUGUAACUGUGUGGAAAUACGAACAUUUGAGGCAAUUUUGUAUGGAACUGAACGGACUUGCAGUACGUUUACAAGAACAGUGCACACCACAGUCUUGUCGACAAAUGACGGCUACGGAACAGUGGAUUUUCUUGUGCGCUGCACACAAAACACCGAAAGAGUGUUCGGCAAUCGACUACACACGACAUACUCUGGAUGGCGCCGCCUGCCUUCUGAAUAGUAGUAAAUAUUUCCCAAGCAGAGUCAGUAUAAAAGCGAACUCGGUGAAUCGAUUGGAUUCAGUCUGUCGUCGUGUUUAUCGGAUAUUUUCCCAUGCCUACUUCCACCAUCGGCAAAUAUUUGAUCAGUUUGAGGAUGCUACAGCUUUGUGUGAGCGUUUCACCACCUACGUUCUGAAGUAUAAUCUCAUGAGCAAAGAUAACCUGAUCGUCCCAAUUGCCGGUGCCGCAGACAGUGCGGCCAUGGAAGCACAGAUAUGAAUGACCGUGAACGGUCUCAAGUCACUGACUUCACUGGCCCUUUACGGACCAUGUGCAUACAGCCUUCCCCACCCGGACAUUCUUGUCCGAACUGCUUGUAUCAUCACCACUGUUUUCUCAUUGGUUUAAUUUGUUCAGUAUCAAAUCAUUUUAAUUCGCUUCAUUCUUCUCGGUUGUCUUUUUGAAACUUGUUUUUCAAAGACCUUUCCGUUCUGUCCACCAAGCCAAGCUCAGCUGCCUUUCAAGUUUGACAAUACCAGGCAACAUAAACGACUCCAGCCAGAUGUCGGAUGAGAUAACAGCAGUUUUCACGUGGGUUUGCUAAAUCUGAUCUUUUCGAAAGAUCAUAUCCACACAGAAACACCUAGAGUCUUAUUUUUAUUCUGCACAAAAAGUGAGAUGCGACUCAAAUUCAUGUCUUUCCCCGCGAGAAAACAUUUCUUCGAAAAGGCGCGCUGUAUCGGUGUAUUUGGAU
This is a messenger RNA of Opisthorchis viverrini, 1177 nucleotides long. RefSeq lists its product as hypothetical. The record is from RefSeq and is a predicted model, not a curated record. NCBI's taxonomy places the organism in Eukaryota, Metazoa, Platyhelminthes, Trematoda, Opisthorchiida, Opisthorchiidae. Gene Ontology annotation, cellular component: cytoplasm. The transcript has 5 exons. The coding region runs from base 1 to 702 and encodes 233 amino acids.